Molecule: messenger RNA, 870 nt
Organism: Budorcas taxicolor (takin)
Lineage: Eukaryota; Metazoa; Chordata; Mammalia; Artiodactyla; Bovidae
Product: TIMELESS-interacting protein
Exons: 1
Coding region: 1-870 (289 amino acids)
Biological process (GO): replication fork arrest; replication fork processing; DNA damage response
Cellular component (GO): replication fork protection complex; nucleus
Molecular function (GO): DNA binding
Source: RefSeq, a predicted model, not a curated record
AUGCUAGAACCACAGGAGAAUGGCUUGGUUGACCUACCAGAUUAUGAGCAUACAGAAGAUGAAACUUUCCCUCCGUUCCCACCUCCAGCCUCUCCAGAGAGGGAAGAUGGUGAAGGCGCUGAACCUGAAGAAGAGUCAGGGAGAGGAGCGCCUGUUCCCGUACCUCCGAAGAGAACAGUUAAAAGGAACAUACCCAAGCUGAAUGCUGAGAGAUUAAUUUCAGAGAGAGGGCUCCCAGCAUUAAGGUAUGUGUUUGAGAAGGCAAAAUUCAAAGGUAAAGGUCAUGAGGCUGAGGACUUGAAGACACUAAUCAGACACAUGGAGCACUGGGCAUAUAGGCUAUUCCCUAAACCGCAGUUUGAAGAUUUUAUUGACAGAGUUGAAUAUCUGGGAAAUAGAAAGGAAGUUCAGACCUGUUUAAAACGAAUUCGACUUGAUCUCCCUAUUGUACGUGAAGAUUUUGUAAGCAAUAAUGAUGAAGUAGAGGAAAAUAAUGGCCACGACGUGACCGCUACCGAAUUAGAUCCCUUUCUGACAAACUCAUACGGAAGUGCAGAGUUUGCUUCUGAGUCCAGUAGAAGCCUAACAGAAGAACAACAACAAAGCAUUGAGAGAAAUAAGCAACUGGCCUUGGAAAGAAGACAGGCAAAGCUACUGAGUAACAGUCAGUCCCUAGGAAAUGACUUGUCAGUGAACACACCCAGCACACAGACAUCUGAGGAGGGUGGAACAGGUGAGGAGCAAAAGCAGGAAGAAUCAAAUGGAUUUAACAAAGACCUAGACAGCCCACAUAAUGCUGGCGCUGCCAGUACUGUAAAAGAAGAGGAGGAAAUAAAAGUUGAGAAAACGGAACUGGACCAAUCCUUUUAA